GCGCCUCUCUUUUUUUCGUUCCCCAGUCAGAUCUCGCAAGCCAGCAUGCCAGCCGGUUGAAAUUUGAAAACGUACGAGUGCGAGAUCUCGCGUGUCAGAUCACCCGCGCCGCCUCGCCGUGGGCUCCCCGUCUCGGCCCUCCCCGCCGCCGCCGCCGCAGCCCACGCCUCGCCGUCUCGGACCUCGCCUCCGCCUCGCCGUCUCGGACCUCGCCUCCGCCUCGCCGUCCGUCUCGGUUUCUCCCCGCCGCACGCCGAUCUCCCGGUGAACUUUGUUCGUUCCCAGAGCCCAGAGCCUGUAAGUAAUCAUCAAUCUACGUUGUUUUGACAAAAUCCCGAAGACUUAUCCAUUAUAUCUACUGCUGUUGAUCCUCGCCGGCGAGGCCUGCUGCGCUCGCCAUCUCGGGCCUCGUUGCCGCCGCAGCCCUCGCCGCUGUGAUUGCCCUCACCGCCUCGACAUCUCGCGCCUCGCCGUCCAUCACGGACCUCCCACCCGCCGCACGUUGAUCUCCCGGGGAAGCUUGGUUCGUUCCUAGACCUCAUUGAUCUACACACGCAGGGCUUGCUACAACAUGUGAAAGCAGAUGGAUCCUCUGAACGAUACUAGAGAUGAGCAAAGGGAGGAGAAGAACAGGAAGUGGCGUGAGUCGUAUCAACAGGAAAAAGUCUGUGCUGCCUCGAUGACUGAUGAGCAAAGGGAGGAGAAGAACAGGAAGUGGCGCGAGGCAUAUAAGAGGAAGAAGUGUCAUGCACACAAGAAGGAAAAUAUGCCAGUGGAUUCAUAUACAGGUAAUCCUAUUACUAAUGCAUCCAACGUAUGCGUUAUUUCUGCAAUGGCUGAGCAUACAUCAAAUUUUGCUUUGCUCAAUCGGGGAAGUGAAAAUAUUCUGACUCCUCUGAAGACAGUUGACAAAAAUAAUGAAAGAAAUAAAAAGUGCCGUGAAGCUUAUCAGAAAAGGAGUGUUGAAACACAGAACAAAUCAAUUCCUGCAGGUUUGCGUUUUAGACCCAUGUUUGCACUACUUUUUUCUGUAGAUUCGCCCUCGGUAAACUUGGUGAAGCCUAAUUUCACCAACGGCUGCACAGAUGUCCCACCAGGUUGGAAAGGGAUUGGUGAGUGUCAGCUCAGAAGUUCACAUUGCAGCAUGACCACCGUGUUGAGUGUCAGCUAAAAGAAACUGCAGAUGUUUAGUGUUCGGUUGGAUCAAAAAAUCACUGCUUAUCAACCACUAUUUACCAAUGUUCAAUGUUCUGUAUCUGUCCUGUUGAUAUAUACAUGGAGACGCUGGUCCUCGAGGUGGCAUGGAGCAGUAGAUUAUUUAAUUUAAUUUAAAAUUAUUAUGCUGAAGUUUGCUUGCUUGUGAAUAUUGAUGGGCAUUAUUGUAUCA
Messenger RNA from Panicum virgatum (switchgrass), 1387 nucleotides. RefSeq lists its product as uncharacterized. The transcript has 7 exons. The coding region runs from base 584 to 1171 and encodes 195 amino acids. The record is from RefSeq and is a predicted model, not a curated record. Lineage: Eukaryota; Viridiplantae; Streptophyta; Magnoliopsida; Poales; Poaceae.